AUGCAUCAAAAGAAAUCAGAGGUCCAAAUCGGAAAAGAAAGCGUCGGCGUUUCUUCCGAUUUCAAUCCAACACCACCGAUUCAACACAACCACCACCAGAAUUACCAACGGCAACACCUCUGUCCACGUCAUCACUCUAUUGACAUCUCCCCAACCCAACCUACGCUUCCGCAAAAACAACCUCCGGUUAAUAAACCGCCUUUCAAGCCGCAAAAUACGCCGUUCUUUUCUCUCACCGUCGCAACUUCCUCCGCCGCCUUUCGUAUCCUCCGCCGCCUCAAGAAACACCGUUCCCUCUUUUUAAUAUCUCUCCCGCUUCUCUACCUUUACCUCCUCGCUUCCCGGUCUUUCUUUCUAGAUUUUCUCACCGCUUUGGCCUUUUCCACCGCGUUGCUAUUUUCCCUCAACAUCGCGCUUCCUUCUCUACGUUCUUUUCCUCUUCACCUCACGCUCCGGAAACUUCAUUCGUCGUCUCCGUCUUCGCGAUCGCCUCCUCCUCUUCCUGUUUUCUGGACGAUUGGAUCGCGGCCGAAGUCGGAGAAGCGGUUAGGGUCGGGUUGUUGGGUUCAGGUUUUCGGAAACGGGGAUUUUUACGAAGGGGAGUUUCAUAGAGGGAAGUGUUCUGGGAGUGGUGUGUAUUAUUAUAGUAUGAGUGGGAAAUAUGAAGGGGAUUGGAUUGAUGGGAGAUAUGAUGGAUAUGGUGUUGAGACAUGGGCGCGUGGGAGUCGUUAUAGAGGGCAAUAUCGACAAGGAUUGAGACAUGGGUUUGGUGUUUAUAGGUUUUAUACGGGUGAUGUUUAUGCCGGGGAAUGGUCCAAUGGACAGAGUCAUGGAUGUGGUGUUCAUACUUGUGAAGAUGGGAGUAGAUAUGUUGGAGAGUUUAAAUGGGGUGUUAAACAUGGCCUUGGUCAUUACCAUUUCAGAAACGGAGACACAUAUGCGGGGGAAUACUUUGCCGACAAAAUGCAUGGAUUUGGGGCAUACCGUUUUGCAAAUGGCCAUCGAUAUGAAGGAGCCUGGCAUGAGGGAAGAAGGCAAGGACUUGGUAUGUAUACAUUUAGAAACGGCGAAACCCAGUCUGGUCAUUGGCAAAAUGGAGUCCUCGAUGUUCCAAGCACACAGAACACCAUUUACCCAGUUUCUCCUGUUGGCGUCAAUCAUUCCAAAGUACUAAAUGCUGUGCAGGAAGCAAAACGAGCAGCGGAGAAAGCCUAUGAUGUGGGCAAGGUAGAUGAAAGGGUAAACAGAGCAGUAUCAGCAGCAAAUAGAGCAGCCAAUGCAGCUAGAGUCGCUGCUGUCAAAGCUGUUCAAAAGCAACUGCAUCAUCAUGUCAACAAUGAAAGCUUCCAAAUUCCUGUUAUGUAA
This is a messenger RNA of Lathyrus sativus (Indian pea), 1365 nucleotides long. The record is from the annotation of a GenBank genome assembly. NCBI's taxonomy places the organism in Eukaryota, Viridiplantae, Streptophyta, Magnoliopsida, Fabales, Fabaceae.